Drosophila innubila is the source of this 1660-nucleotide messenger RNA. RefSeq names its product arrestin domain-containing protein 2-like. NCBI's taxonomy places the organism in Eukaryota, Metazoa, Arthropoda, Insecta, Diptera, Drosophilidae. Gene Ontology annotation, cellular component: cytoplasm. The record is from RefSeq and is a predicted model, not a curated record. The coding region runs from base 185 to 1477 and encodes 430 amino acids. Gene Ontology annotation, biological process: protein transport. The transcript has 5 exons.
GGCUGUUGUUGAGCGAACCUCAAGCGUUAUAAUUACAAUCAAAUCAGUCGUGUUUUGGAUUUCGAUAGCGACAAGUGCGAUUCGCGGCAGAGCAACAAAUAAAACUAAGUACUCAAAAGCAAUUGUCGAUAAUCGAUAGACAGAUUGUGAAUAUAUUUGUGUUUGAAUAUUGUAACAUCGCGUAAUGGGUGUCACUUGCAUAAUUGAUUUCGAUAACAAUCCUCAUGGCACAUACUUUGCGGGUCAAGCCGUCACGGGCAAGGUCACACUGAAAUUGGAUAAACUGAAGCUGGCAAGAGCGGUCACUUUGAACAUUAAUGGAUAUGCAGAAACUCACUGGACAGAAUCAAACAGCAACAACAACGAUAAGCACCACAACUCCACCUCAGACACUUACAGCGCACGUGAGGACUAUAUAGCAUCCCAGACCUAUUUAGUGGGUUCCCAUAUGAGCACGGAAGUUUCUCUUGAGCCUGGUGUACAUGUCUACAAUUUUGCCUGCCAUAUACCCGCCACAUGUCCCUCUUCCAUCGAGGGUCAUUAUGGUAGAGUGCGCUAUAUGAUAAAAGUGUCUUUAGUUAGACCCUGGAAAUUUGACCAAUCCUAUACACGCUGCUUUACGGUGCUGAAACUAAUGGACUUGAACUACGAUAGUCCCCUACUGAGGGUUCCUGCUCAUUGUGAGACCCAAAAAACAUACUGCUGUUGGCCAUGUAAAUCUGAUCCACUGCAACUGCAGAUGACGCUACCGCAGACAGGAUUUGUGCCGGGCCAGGUUAUUCCCGUUGACAUACUGGUCAAUAAUGACAGUCACAUACGGGUGGAGCUAUUGCAGAUCAGCCUGGUUAUGAUGGUCACCUACUAUGGCACACACAUGUCGACAACACACUCCCAGAACGAACGUUUUAUUGUCACCAAACUGAUGGGCGAUCCUGUGCCGAAUCAUUGCAAUAAACAGUUCAAAUACUUUCUCCGUCUGCCCGCCACGCCGCCAACUUGCUUUAAUGCAUGCAGAAUAAUACAGAUUGCCUACACAGUAGAGUUGAAAGCUAAAGUUAAGGGCUUCCACAUGGACGAGGUGGUCAAAGUGCCCCUGACCAUAGGCAGUGUGCCCCUGUCGGAAAACAUUCAAAUGCAGCCACGUGAUAUGCCGGGUUAUCCACCACAAACUCUAGACGUUACGGGCUUGGCUUAUCCUGCAGAGAUAGCGACAGCGCCACCUGGCGCAAAUUGGGACAGCAACAUUCAACCACCAAACUACGAGGAGGCUCUUCAUAUGAAAUCGCAUGGUGCCAAAAAUACAGAUGAAUUAGAUGGUAGUGCCGUACCAAACACGGUCAACUUGGAUGGCUCUAAUUUUAGUCCUCGGUAUCCCAUAUUCAAUAUACCAAGUCCUUCGGCGCCGAUGGACUCUGCUCUGAAUAAUAAUGAAAAUGUUAAUUCUGAAACGAAUGUGAACAAGGGAACUUGGAUUUGAACAAGAAAUCGCUUAAGGAUACCAAAUACAGGAAAACAUAACUAUAUUACUCUUAAGACGGUCUAGUCUUUGCUCUUGAAAACUUUACAAAAUAUUGAAUUAAAGGCUAUAAAUGUCAAUAAGUAUGUUUAUGAUAUGUAUAAUCCGUUUAUGAACUAUAUAAAAUGGGAUAAGUGGAAUGCC